UUUUAGUUAUUUUUCCCAACGCAGCCGGCAGUCCACAGGUGCGAGAGUGCGAGAGAGUGAGAGAGUGAGUGCGCUCCUACCUGGCACUUUCCGGCACUGAGAAAAGGAAGCCAGGAUGACGGGGCGGAGCAGCAAGGACGGCACCGGCUCUUGGCAGGGCUUCGACGAGGGCCUCGAGGAGUACAAGGAGAACAUGCUCAAGGACGAGUGGUUUUCCAAGUGCGCGAAGGACAACCCCGACGCCGAGAAGCACCUCCGCCGCCGCGCCAAGCGCCAGCAGAAGAAGAAGCUGCAGGAGAAGGACCGCGAGGCGCUCAUGAAGAGCAUCCCGGGCAUGGCGUCCAUCCUGCCGGCGCGCUCCGGCCAGGCGCCCCCCGUGGGCGCCGAGCUGGACGCGCCGCUCACCAAGACGCAGAAGAGGAGGAGGAGGAAGAAGAAGGCCAAGGCGGAGAAGGCCAAGGCGGAGGCCGCCGAGGGGGCCGCCGAGGGGGCCGCCCCCGCCGAGGGCAAGGCCGCCAAGCCAGAGGCGCCCAAGCCUGCUGAAGCCAAGAAGGCAGCCCCUGCCAAGCCUGAGGCUGCUAAGCCCGAGGCACCAAAGCCUGCAGAGGCCAAGAAGGCAGCCCCUGCGAAGCCUGAGGCUGCUAAGCCAGCUGAAGCCAAGAAGGCAGCCCCUGCAAAGCCUGAGGCUGCUAAGCCCGAGGCGCCAAAGCCUGCUGAUGUCAAGAAGGCAGCCCCUGCCAAGCCUGAGGCGCCUAAGCCUGCAGAAGCCAAGCCAGCUGAGGCCAAACCUGCUGAAGUCAAGCAGGCAGCUCCUGCUAAACCCGAGGUAGCAAAGCCUGCAGAAGCCAAGCCUGAGGCACCAAAGCCUGCUGAAGCCAAGCCAGCUGAGGCCAAACAGGCAGCUCCUGCUAAGCCCGAGGCACCAAAGCCUCCUGCUGAGGCCAAGCCUGAGGCACCUAAGCCUGCUGAGGCCAAGCCUGAGGCACCUAAGCCUGCCAAGCCUGAGCGCCUGCUGAAGCCAAGCCUGAGCCGGGAAAAGAAGCCUUCAGAGUCGGAGAAGCCUCCGAGGGAGAAGAAGGUGUCCGAAUCCGAGAAGGCCAAGAGGGAGAAGAAGCCCUCGGAGUCGGAGAAACAGAAGCGAGAGAAGAAGCCCUCGGAGUCCGAGAAGCCUCCUCGGGAGAAGAAGCCCUCGGAGUCCGAGAAGCCCAAGAGGGAGAAGAAGCCCUCAGAGUCCGAGAAGUCCAAGAAGGAGAAGAGGCUUUCCGAGUCCGACAAGUCCGCCAAGCCCCCGGCGGAGGCCCCGUCAAAGCCAGACGCCCCCAAGCCACCAGUAGCCCCCGCCAAGCCUGCAGAAGCGCCUGCUAAACCAGAAGCCGCUGCUAAGCCAGCAGAGGCUCCCGCUAAGCCUGACGAAACUCCUGCUAAGCCUGUAGUAGCCCCCGCCAAGCCCACAGAGGCCCCUGCCAAGCCAGGAGCGCCUGCGAAGCCAGCCGAGGCCCCAGCCGAGGCCCCAGCAAAGCCAGCCGAGGCCCCAGCCAAACCAGAAGCCCCAGCCAAACCAGCCGAGGCCCCAGAAAAGCCAGCCGAAGCCCCAGCUAAACCUGCGGAAGCCCCUGCGAAGCCCACAGAAGCCCCGAAGACUCCCGAAGCGAAGCCAGCCGAAGUCAAGCCGGAGCCCCCACAGAAGCCAGCCGAGCCCCCCAAGGCCCCCGAGGCGAAGCAGCAAGCCCCUGCGAAGCCUGCAGAGCCCCAGGCCCCGCCCAAGGCCCAGCCCGACGCCCCCGCGAAGCCCGCUGAAGCCAAGCCGCCCGGACCCCUGCUGCCCCUGCAGCCGCCCCCGCCCCUGCCCCUGCCCUGCCCCCGCCCCUGCCCUUGCCGCCGCCCCCGCUCCCGCCCCAGCUCCCGCCCCUGCUGCCCCUGCCCCUACCGCCGCCGCCCCCGCCCCGCCCCAGCGGCCCCUGCCGCUCCUGCCGCCGCCCCCCGCCCCCGCCCCUGCCCCUGCCGCCAAGCCGGCCGAGCCCCGCCCUGGACCCCGCCCUCGGCCCGGCCACGGCCAAACAAGCCCUCCACGUCGCCGCGCUUCGCCUCCACCUUCGUGCCGCCGCUGGGGCCCGCCCUCGCCUCCACGCUGCCGCCCGCGCCCGUCGAGUCGCCGCAGAAGGAGCCGUCCUCGCCCACCCUCAUGAACCUGCGCGUCAAGGUGGCCCCGCCCGCGCCCGCGCCCGCAGCGCCCGCGGCCGCCCCCGCGCCGCCCGCCCCCAGGCGCCGCCGCCCAUGA
Molecule: messenger RNA, 2278 nt
Organism: Penaeus vannamei (Pacific white shrimp)
Lineage: Eukaryota; Metazoa; Arthropoda; Malacostraca; Decapoda; Penaeidae
Source: RefSeq, a predicted model, not a curated record